Molecule: messenger RNA, 7263 nt
Organism: Oryctolagus cuniculus (rabbit)
Lineage: Eukaryota; Metazoa; Chordata; Mammalia; Lagomorpha; Leporidae
Source: RefSeq, a predicted model, not a curated record
CGCGCAUGCGCAGAGUCGGCGGGCUGGCGAGUUGUCGGCUGGGAAAUGGCGGCCGCGGGCUUGGUCGCAGUGGCAGCCGCUGCUGAGUACUCUGGCCCAGCAGCGUCGGGAGGUAACCUCCCCGCUGUUAACUGCGGUCCAAGCUCCGGGGCAGCCCCUGGGCCUGGCCCGGGUUCAUGGAGCCGUUCCCUCGAUCGAGCGCUGGAGGAGGCGGCGGUAACCGGGGUGCUGAGCCUGAGCGGCCGGAAACUGAGGGAGUUUCCCCGGGGAGCGGCCAACCACGACCUGACGGACACCACCCGGGCGGAUUUGUCACGAAAUCGCCUCUCAGAAAUUCCUAUAGAAGCCUGUCACUUUGUUUCUCUUGAAAAUCUCAACUUGUAUCAAAAUUGUAUUCGGUAUAUCCCAGAGGCAAUUCUAAAUCUGCAAGCUCUAACAUUCUUGAAUGUUAGUCGAAACCAGCUGUCAACGUUGCCAGUACACUUGUGUAAUUUACCAUUAAAAGUCUUAAUUGCUAGUAAUAACAAAUUGGUCUCACUUCCAGAAGAAAUUGGACACCUCAGAUAUUUGACAGAACUUGAUGUGAGCUGCAAUGAAAUUCAAACUAUACCUUCCCAAAUUGGUAAUCUGGAGGCCUUGAGAGACCUUAAUGUAAGAAGAAAUCACUUAGUCCGUUUGCCUGAAGAGCUGGCAGAGUUGCCUUUGAUACGGUUAGACUUCUCAUGCAAUAAAAUUACAACAAUCCCUGUCUGUUAUCGGAACCUGCGGCACCUCCAAAUGAUAACCCUAGAUAACAAUCCACUACAGUCGCCUCCUGCACAGAUAUGCAUAAAAGGCAAAAUCCACAUCUUUAAGUACCUGAACAUACAAGCUUGUAAGAUUGCUCCUGAUCUACCAGAUUACGAUAGGAGACCCUUGGGUUUUGGCUCCUGUCAUGAAGAACUGUACUCAAGUCGCUCUUAUGGAGCCCUAGAUUCCGGUUUCAACAGUGUGGACAGUGGUGAUAAAAGAUGGUCAGGGAAUGAGCCUACAGAUGAAUUUUCAGAUCUGCCUCUUCGAGUAGCAGAGAUUACUAAAGAGCAGAGACUAAGAAGAGAAAGCCAGUACCAAGAGAAUCACAACAGCUUAGUAGUAACAAACGGUGGAGUAGAGCAUGAUCUGGAUCAGAUUGACUACAUUGACAGCUGUGCUGCAGAGGAAGAAGAGGAGGAGGUGAGACAGCCCAAGGGCCUGGACUCAGACAGCCUCAGUUCACAGUUUAUGGCAUAUAUUGAACAACGGCGUAUCUCUCAUGAGGGUUCACCAAUAAAGCCAGUAGCCAUUAGGGGGCUUCAAAAAACAGAAGAUGUAAGAAGAUACUCACAUCAAAGCAGGGUUCCAGUUGAGCCAUCCUCUCUCUUGUCCCUGUCACCAAGUCACAAUCAGCUGUCACAUGCAGACUUGGAACUUCAUCGGCGAAGAGAACAGUUAGUAGAGCGCACUCGGAGAGAGGCACAGCUUGCUGCCCUGCAGUAUGAAGAGGAGAAAAUAAGGACCAAGCAGAUUCAGAGAGAUGCUGUCCUGGACUUUGUCAAGCAAAAAGCAUCACAAAGUCCACAGAAACAACAGCCUGCCUUAGAUGGUGAGUGUCCCUUCCCAUCCCGAAGGUCUCAGCACACUGAUGAUAGUGCCUUGUUAGUGUCCCUAUCAGGUUCCCUGGUGUCAGCUUUAAAUGGCAUAGCUUUCUUGUCACCAACAAAAAACCACCACAGCUCCCACUACCCUCUCCCAAGUGAUGACAGAUGUAAUGCUAUGUCAAGUUCACCUACAACAGAAACAGUUCAUCACUCCCCUGCAUAUCCUUUUCCUGCUGCUGUCCAGAGAAAUCAGCCCCAGCGCCCUGAAAGCUUCCUUUUCCGACCAGCUGUCAGGGCAGAAGCAAAUAAAGGUCAUUCUUCAUCCCUUCUUCCAUCUUCUGUGCCUGCCAUUGAUUCUACAGAUCCCAUUACAAGACAGAGAGAAGAAGAACUGAAACUGAUAGAUCAACUACGGAAACAUAUUGAAUACCGGUUGAAAGUAUCUCUGCCUUGUGAUCUGGGAGCAGCUCUAACUGAUGGUGUUGUCCUUUGCCAUUUGGCCAAUCACGUGCGGCCUCGAUCUGUCCCAAGCAUUCACGUUCCCUCACCAGCUGUACCUAAAUUAACAAUGGCAAAAUGCAGGCGAAAUGUGGAAAAUUUCCUGGAAGCUUGCAGAAAAAUUGGUGUGCCUCAGGACAAUCUUUGUUCCCCUUCCGACAUCCUUCAGCUAAACCUCCGCGUUAAAAGAACUGUUGAAACACUACUUUCUCUUGGGGCACAUUCAGAAGAAUCCAGUUUUGUCUGUCUGUCUAUCCAACUUCUGGGUUUUGUGGCGUUUUAUUGUACUUUAAUGCUAACUCUCUGUAUGCUUUAUUACUGGGUCUUCCCCCGCUAGCUGCAAGAUUGCAUUCCACUGAUUUUCCACCUCUUUCCUGUGCUUGAGAAGGAGGGUUGUUUUUCACUCAGAAUCAUUUACAAAUGUGUCGACUUCUUUAUUUCCUAACCCAUCAAAGGGCUAACAAGUGAAGUAGAUAAAUCCUCUCCUCGUAUGUCCACAUGAGCAGCCCAUCGCAGCAGUAAGCAAUUAUGAUGGCUAACAAAGAACAGACCAGCAUUUUUUCUCCUGGUCAUUUGUCCAUUCCCCUGGCCUACUAAUCUGAUGGUGAGUCAUUUCUUGAAAUAUGACAUGUAAAACUUGAUUUCCAGAUGACACAGUAAAAUGCCCAUCUGACCAUUUUUCCUUGCCUUAACACAACUUAGGUGUUGAAAUUGUGAGAGGCUGCACUUUUUGAACAGUUGCUCAUAAGGAAAACAGUUUUGCAUUUCCUGGUUUUGGGGGUAAGGAGGGUCCCCUGACCACUUAGAUCUUUACAUUGAGCUGUGCCCUUGCCCUGAAAUCCUGAACCUCUCCUUUCAUUGGUAGGCACAGAUCCAUGUAAGCAUUUGUUCUGUGGACAUUGGGAAGGCAUCGGCCACUUAAUCUUACUAAUGUUAAUUUGGUCAGAAUGUUCAUUGUCAAGAUCAUAGGUUCCCUUGGUUGCUAUUCCGAGCCCAGUAUGUACAUUUAAAAUAGUACACACCAAGCAUGUGAUCUGGAGCUGACCUGUCACGGGUAGGUACCUGUCCAGAUUCACUCUUUGUUAUCCUUAACUUAGAUUCGCAUCCAGAAUCCUAUUUAGAAUUUAAAAUUUGAACUUACUGUAAUUAUUAAUGUAUUUGAACCAUCUUAAUAGGUGAACUUGUAUUUUGUAGGCUGUUGAGAUUAUAGCUCAACAGUAACAGGUAAAGUACUGGGCCGAUCUCUGAAGCAUACCGAAGCCAAUGAAUACUGUGUCUUUUUCAGAAUGCUCAGGAUAUUAGUUGCUGGACCUUAAGUGCUUGAAACUACUUUAUCAUUGCAUUCACAUUCUAGUUUUCACAAAUAGUGUUUCUGAACAUUUUGGAUAACUGAACGCAGGCGUGAAGGGAGACUGCAGAGAACAUAACAUGUGGUUGUAAAUUCAGCCUGAGUCUGAUUGAUUCAACACUGUGAUGAAAACUAGUUUUGUUCAGUAGUAGUGCCUUCCAGACUCUGGGGGUUUUCAUCUAUUUCAUUUCUAAGGUGUCUCUGAGGCAGUGAUCAUUCUCAGAGUUUUGUUCCUUAAAAACCAAAACAGAACACCUGUUUAAAACGCAGGCCCCGGUGUGAGUUAGAUGGGGACUAACUGCAUUCUCUUGCAAACACAUUGCGUUCCCUCUAAGCCACAGCUUUACAUCUAGAAAGCAUACACCCGUAACGAAUGUGGAACCCACUGGGCCAUGGGCGUUGUUGAGAAGAGAUCAGGGAGCUGGCCUUGGAGAAAACAGAUCUCUUCCAAGAACAAAACACCAUGCAGAAUCACUUGAAGUAUAUAGCUGACCUACACUUGGCAGUUGUACUCAAAGUGCAGGUAAAAAGACUGCAAUUACCUUGUUAUAUCAAAUGAAGUAUUAAGUAGAAAGUAAUGAAGAAGCACAAGUACCAAUUGCUGCCUCAAAAAUAAGUACUUGUUAAAUUUUUUAUUGCAACUGGUUUUAUAAAACUUUCUAGUAACACAGUGUGUGCCAGUGAAAAGCAGGGGAAAAUGCAGAUAUAUUCUUUAAUAAAUCAGUAUCAUCUCGUUUUUUAAUGAAGCCAGAAUUCCACUCUCUGUUCUUUGUGGCAACAAUCUGUUUUUAAAUAUGUAGUCUUAACAGAAAGGCCAAUGGUAAGUGUGACUCUUCAGAUAUUCCUUUUUCUUUUACAAGAAGGAGUUCAAACAUACUACUGAGGCAAACAAAAUAAAUGUAUUUAACUUCCUUAAGCAAACAUGUAAACAUUUUUCACAUGUUGCUAAGAUAUCUCUGACUAAGCUCACAAAAUGUCCUCCAGCAUGGUUGAGUCCAUUAAAUACCAGGAUAUGAAAUAAUGUACUCUGCCAGAUUCAGUUUAAUUUUAUAAUUCAAAUUUUUAACUAAUUUAGAAUAUUCCUUCCAUGAGUUCUCCAAAUAAAGAGAAAGUCUGUCAAGUAGAGCUAAGCCUGGGAGCCACUCAGCUUCCUCUGGGAUCCCGCCUGGUCUGAGCGGCCUGGCUCUCUGAAGCAGGAUGAGAACACAGGUAGCUGACACCCCUUCCACGCAGUCUAAGCGCUGGCGCCAAAGCAGCUUGCUGUCCUGUGGCGUGUCUUCCAAAGUGCUGUGCUUGAAAUGUCCUCUCUCUCAGACUUGAGCCAUCUGGGAACUGGGGACCGGUUUUCUGUUUCACCUGCUUAUUUUCAAUCUGCACUGGUCUUAAAUCAUUUAUCAGAGAUAAAGGAUGUUGCUUUUACUCCACAGUAUGGCGUGUAAGUGUAUGUGUGGUACUUGUCAGUUUUCACAGCCAUCUGUAUGCACUUUCGGUUGUAUUAAUAAAGUGACAGUUGAGUGUCAGACAUGGUUUUUGUCUAACUCCUACCAAUAGGGGUCGGGUCCACCUCCAGGUACUGGCUGGUCAUCGUUCAGUCAAUGAUUAUGAAGGGGAGAAGCAGCGUUUAUUUUUUCCUUUCAGUUCUGUGUUGUUCAUUUUAUUUUCUCUUUUGUUUGUUUUUAUGUUAUGUUGUCCCAUUCCAGGAGCAAUUAUGUUUGCCUCUCCACAUUUUAGAAGAGAAAGGUCUGAGCCAGGUUGCCGUGACGGUCCAGGCUCUCCUGGAACUUGCCCCCCCCAAGCAACAGCAGCCCCAGUUGUCUGCUGUCUAAGGAUACCAGGACCCUGGGCAUUGGAACAGGACUGCGGUCGCUGCUGCCAGCCGUCUGCUUAAGCAAAGCUAUCAUGUGUUCUUAGGAGGGACUGUCUCCGUGAUUCCUAACAGGAAUAUUUUACUUCAUUUCUCCAUUUUAGGGGAGGUUAUAUCCAUUUCCAUUGAAUAUUUUUAGGAAGAACAUUUGGUUUUCUCCAGUGAAACUUCGCUCAUUACUGAGAACCGGGCCCAGAAACCUAGCGUGGCCGUGCUUUCCCAAGGAGCAGGCAGAGUCUGCUCAGAGGGUGUCUGCCUCUGCCGAGAGCACAGACAUUGUACUGUCUCUCCAUGGGCCCAGGACACCUGGAGUCUACUGGUGUGUAAAUGUGGUUGUUCAUUAGGUUCUCCUGGAGUGCAAAUACAGACUCUCAGUAAGCCUGGGUGGGACCUGGGACUCUGCAUUCUCAGCAAACAUUCUAACUGGUUUUCCUGCAGCGGAGACCACUAUUCCAAGUCAGGUGGUUUGAUGGAGGUGUGGGGGAUAAUCUCUUCAUUGUAGUUUUCAGCGACAUUUAAAAUCAAUAAUGACAACUUGGACCAUUCUGUCAAAGGCAAAACAAAAAUAACAUAGAAGCCCUGUAUUUUGCGUAGCAAAAGCAGUGAAAGCGAGACAGUUGUAUUUAAGGCCACUGUUCUAGACCUCCUGUCCAUUCCAGUCCACCACCAUGUCCUCCUUUCUGUAGAGGAUAGGAUUCAGUGUAUCCGCCUGCUAUUCUCAAAACACGAACAAGCACGCUGCACCCGGAAUCCAGAUCCUUCACAGGAACAUGCGCUGUGCUGCCUCAUUUGAGCCCCCUCACUCCCGGCCCCGCCUUGCUGCUCCCAGGACGCCUGCACCUGCAGACGCAUUCCUGGUGCUGCAGUACACUGCUAGUUCCAGUGCACACGCUCAUGGAAGACCAUGAAAACAGCAAAAAGGAAUAAAAGAAAAGUCAGUUUUCUUACCUUUCUUUCCAGUAACUGAGAGCACUUAAUGGCAUCUUAGAAAACCCCUUCCUUCUUUCUGUCUAGCUCCACCACUCCUGCCUUCCGCACUCAAUUGUGGGUGGAGGAGAAGGACCCACGGGCUCACAGAACAAACCAGGAGCUUUUGUUCAAGUUGAAACCACCGGGGAUAAUCUUCCCCUGUAUUUUAAACCUCUUCAGUUGUCAAGAUCCUAGUUAUCUAGGUCUUUUCUGUGGUUGUUAACUUUUGGAUUUUAUCAAUGCAUGCAUUUGAUCGUAAUGUUAUCCAUCUUUUUAAAAUGUAAGUGCAGCACCUAAAAGUAGCUUUAGAUAAUAACAUUUUCUCCUUGUUCCUGCAGAGAAAUAUGUUCAUUAGCACAUCACCACUUUUCUCAGUCUUGAAAUUAAACAUAAAAUAUCUAAGCGCAAAGCCCAGUCCCACAGGUCCUCACAGAACAAAAGCAAUAUAUCUUAUGAGUGCUGAGAGCCAGACCCAUUAUAUUUUAAAUGGCAGAAAGACCCACCAGCCUUGGAACUUGCUUAGAAUUUAAGCCUUAGUAGUUUUAAACUGUAGGUGUUUUUCCUUCUAGUCAACAUUAAACCUCAGUACAAUCUCCAAAUUACAGAGCACCACCAGAAAUGAAAGUCUACAAAGGACUGGCCUGUUUUUAACAUUAUGCAAGGAAUAAUUCCAGAAGACAUUACAUAAUGCAACAUUGGCAACAAAUGUUUCCAUUGGAAUAAGUGGAAAUUUAAGUUGAUUUCAAAUUUUGCACAUAACAUGAAACCUUAAUAUUAUUUUUAUUGAACUAAUUCACAUUUGCAUUUGAACUGUUGGAAACAUUUGUGUAGAGUUUUGGUAAUGAAAAGUAGCAAAUAUAUUGAGUUUGUUUCAGGAAACAAAAAUCAUUUUUGUUUUUUUUUUUAAGACAUUUUGUAUUCAGUGUUUUGUGUGUAGUUUUUUUUUUUUUUUUUUUUUUUUUUUUUUU